CCGAUUUCAGAGCAGGAAUCAAAACAAGAAACGGACACGCCUUCUUCGUAUCUUACCUUAGCUGUCACAACUGCAGAUAUCUGGAUGGUGCCAUAAAACAGUACCACCAGUAAUCAAGAAGAUAGAAUUAUAGCACUUUACAUGUGUGAUUCAAAUGGAGUCCGCAGAAAUGUCUAACGGUCGUUUAUAGGUUGAAUUAUUAAUAUUUGGAUCAGUAAAAUGCCCAACCAGAAAAGCAACAAGGGGAAGAGAAAACAACGCACUAAUAGUAGUGGAGAUGAACAAGAAAAUGGAGCCAGUGCUACCGCAACAGGAGGAGCACCAGGGGUAGCAACCACAACAACAACAACAUCGUUGGGGGCUACAGCUGCACCAUUAAACGCUCAUACAAGUGAGGCCCCAUGUGCCACGCCACACGUGUGCAGUCUGGCCAGGGACAUUAACCUGGAGAAGGAUGAUUAUCAGCGCGUGGUGUGCAACAGCGACAGCUGCCCCUAUGGAAACUGGAUGCACCUGCAGUGCUUCUACGAGUGGGAGAGCAGCAUCCUCGUCCAGUUCAACUGCAUUGGAAGGGCCCGGAGCUGGAAUGAAAAGCAGUGCCGACAGAACAUGUGGACUAAAAAGGGAUACGACCUGGCUUUCCGCUUCUGCUCCUGUCGCUGCGGCCAGGGCCACCUUAAGAAAGAUACGGACUGGUACCAGGUGAAGCGCAUGACGGAGGUGAAGAAGAAGAUGCCUCUGGAGAAGGGCAUGGGGAAGCUGGGCGGCCCAGCUGGUGCGUGCGGAGGCGGGCUGGAUUCGCCCGAGGACCCCAAGAAGGGCAAACUGCCUGGGGGUGGCAAGCUGGUUCCCAGAGCCUCCAGUCAGGAGCCGCCUCGCCGACAGUCAGUAGAUCGGCAGAACUCUCAAGAGAGGAGCCAUGGAGGCCUGUUUUGUGGAAGCAGCCUGGGCCCACGCUCUCCCUGUGACUCCCCGGGCCAGUCCCCUCCAUCAGGGUUCUCCUUCUUCUCCCCGCCAGCCUUUACUGGGCCCCGCAGCUCCCGGCACCUAGGGGAGUUCCUGAAGAACGCAGUGCACAUGGAGACCCACCGGAAGCACAUGCUGGCUAGCGGUAUGCUGGGUCGUGGAGGCCACCUGGAUCACACUAUCUUGCCCUUGCCUAGACUGACCCCAGGGGACAACCCAGUACAAUUCCUCCGAAGGCUUGACCUCACAGAGCUACUCACUCACAUCCCCAGACACAAGCUUAACACCUACCAUGUUCGUAUGGAAGAUGACGCCCAGGCAGGCCAGGGUGAGGACCUGAGAAGGUUCAUCCUGUCAGCUCUGAGUGCCAGCCACAGGAAUGUGGUCAACUGUGCCCUGUGCCACCGCACUUUGCCUGUCUUUGAGCAGUUCCCCCUGGUGGAUGGGACACUAUUCUUGAGCCCCUCCAGGCAUGAUGAGAUAGAGUAUGAUGUGCCGUGCCACCUGCAAGGGAGACUGAUGCACCUGUAUGCAAUCUGUGUCGACUGUCUGGAGGGAGUCCACAAAAUCGUCUGUAUCAAGUGCAAGUCCAGGUGGGAUGGGAGCUGGCACCAGCUGGGGACUAUGUACACCUACGAUAUACUGGCCGCCACACCAUGUUGUCAGGCCCGUCUGAACUGCAAACACUGUGGCAAGCCAGUCAUAGAUGUCAGGGUGGGAAUGCAGUACUUCUCAGAGUACAGCAACGUGCAGCAGUGCCCUCACUGUGGGAAUCUCGACUACCACUUUGUCAAGCCAUUCUCUUCAUUCAAAGUCUUGGAAGCUUAUUGACAAAUGUUGUGCAUGCAUGCUAGUACUGUUUAUCUUGUUUCAGUUUUUUAUCUAGGCAACUUUAUUUAUCCUUAAAUACCUUUUUCCGUUCUCAUGUAUAGAAAGAAUAUGACUCCACAAAAAUGUACAAGACAUCAUCUAUAUGAUUUCUGAAAAGGUUCUAUUCAUAACACGUUAAACGGUUUGGAACUGUUUGGCACUUAUAAAGACAAGCAACACAUUAUACUGUGACAAGUGAAUGUAUCUGUAUGACGAUUAUUAUUUCUUUUUUACAAAAGAACCAAAAAAUCUCUAAUAAAUCAGAGAAAUAAA
Esox lucius (northern pike) is the source of this 2109-nucleotide messenger RNA. It is a transcript of the gene heca, whose product is annotated as hdc homolog, cell cycle regulator. The coding region runs from base 220 to 1797 and encodes 525 amino acids. NCBI's taxonomy places the organism in Eukaryota, Metazoa, Chordata, Actinopteri, Esociformes, Esocidae. The record is from RefSeq and is a predicted model, not a curated record. The transcript has 4 exons.